Molecule: messenger RNA, 5600 nt
Organism: Oncorhynchus kisutch (coho salmon)
Lineage: Eukaryota; Metazoa; Chordata; Actinopteri; Salmoniformes; Salmonidae
Gene: mapk8ip1b
Product: mitogen-activated protein kinase 8 interacting protein 1b
Exons: 12
Coding region: 2040-4445 (801 amino acids)
Biological process (GO): regulation of JNK cascade; JNK cascade
Cellular component (GO): cytoplasm
Molecular function (GO): MAP kinase scaffold activity; JUN kinase binding
Source: RefSeq, a predicted model, not a curated record
CAGGUUCUCUGGCAGGCUAUUCCAGAGACUGUGUACAUUGCAAUUAAAGGCUGUCUCUCCAUGCCUUUUUGUUCUAGGCUUUGGAAUAGUUAAAAGGCCAGUGCCAGAGGACCUGAGGGACCUACUGUAAACAUAACUCAAAAGCAUGUCUAAUAUGUAUUGGGGUGCACAAUUAAAACCAGUGUAAUGUGUGUUCUCCGUCCGGUCUUGCUCAGUACCCGUGCUGCAGCAUUCUGUACUUUUUGCAGUUGACAAAUGGCUUCCUUGGAUAGACCAGACAGGAAAGCAUUACAGUAGUCAAGCCUGCUUGUAAUAAAAGCAUGUAUGAGUCUCUCUGUAUCAGCCUGAGAAAGAAACAGCCACACCUUGGCAAUGUUCCUGAGGUGGUAAAAAGCUAUUUUGGUCACAUUCAUAAUGUGUGAUUUGAAAUUGAGUUCAGAAUCUAAAAUGACACCUAGGUUUUUUACCUUGUGCUUUAUCUUGCUCGUCUUGAUUUAGCUGGAGGAAGUUGAGCCAUCCAAAUAUUUAAAUCAUUAAUACAGUCUAAUAAUUCUGUGGAACUAAAAUCCUCUGGUGACACAGAAAUGUUGUGUAUCAUCUUGAACAUUGUUUUUCCAUAGAUGAUGUGCGCACCAGCACCGCCUUCUGCUAGGGAGAUUACUGUAUUGCAGACAUUUUAUGCAUAAUUUCUGAUGGAGUUAAUAUGGUUUUUGUGGGCGGAUUAUCAGCAUUUCUUUAUUUGGGCGGCCCAAAAAAAUGCUUUGGUGGCCGCCCAAGAGUUUUCAAUGGCAGAAAAAGCCUGAGCUGCACUGGAAACGCCAUCAUGGUUACAUUAUCCCAUAUCUCGUGCAGGCUCCAUGCUGUCUUAAUGUAACCAUGAUUGCGUUUCCAGUGCAGCUCAGUGUAAACAAUCAUAAGGGGUUGGUAUUUUCUGGCAAGCGAAUUCUAGGUGUUGAAGUCUUUCCAUUGAGCUGUCCUUGGGUUCCGAAAGAAAUAGAAAGUUAGAACUGUAUCCAGCAUGUGUCCGAAGCGGAGCUUCCUUCCGUUAAAUAUCCUUUACGGAUUAUUUUGACUUGAUUGUAGUGACUUCUUUACCUUGCUGACAUAGUCACUGCUCAAGCUGAAGCGGAGUUGUUUCUGAUGCAUACAGUCUACAAUGUUCCCAAAAGACAAAGAGCAGAGAUCCAGGGAUAUGAUGCAAAAAAAAUGAUUUUUCUUUCAUUAAAUAACCAAACAAAAGUAUUCUCUGAUUAAUAUAGAUCAUAGAUUAUGUGAAAUUAUAUUUUCAAAAGAAUUUGCUGCUCCUGCGUCCUCCUGACUCCUACUACACAAGGCCUAACUUCCUCCAUUUAUUCUGUACUUGCCACAGCGCAAUGGGCAAAAGUGGGCAAAAGUGGGAGCCAUAUACUAAGGUACACUAAGGCACAUUAAUAACCAAAAUAAUACAUCAAUGAUCAGGUAUAUUACACACAACAUAUAAUAUUUCAACAAUAUACAUUGUGCUUGGUACGCCUUCUGUGUUCAAUAAAAUAUGACAAACGCACACACACAAGGUCAGGGUUAAUGGAGUGUACACUCACCCCCCCCCUUCUGGAGAUGAAACAGAUCCCCCUGUCUCCUUUCAUCCAUCUUGUUUAGAGAAAAUGGGAGAGAGGAGGAAAAGAGGAAAAGGAGAGGGAUAAUGAGAAAGAGAGGAUGAGAAAAACCCGAGCAUGAUCAAUCUGCUCCAUGAAUAAUUGAAGAGGGUUGUGUUUUGGAGAGGUCUCUUCUCAGCCCAGCCAAAGCAUCCUACAAUGAUUUCUCUCUUUCUACUCUCGUAUAGUACAUCUGAUGCACAUCCGGGACAGUGUAAACAUUGAUGAUUCGAGAAAAGGCUCUCGGUGGGAGAGGAGAAGAGAGGAGUCGGUUACCUAAUAGCACUUUGCGCUGGCUGCUCCUGCCGCUGCUAACGACGAUACCCCUAUAUUCCCAUUCUGGGCUCAGGAACAUUUAGGGAGACAGGAGGAAGGAGGGAUAACCAGAGCAGGGCUUUGAAUCGUAUGCCUAUCCUAUCGACCCAGCUGAGCACCCCCCCCCCUUUUCUCCUUCUCCUCUCCUCUGUGGAUGCCCUCACUUGCAGCAUGGACUCCGGAGGGGAAAGAGAGAAAGGGUGGAUGGAAGACCAGUGGGAGAAAUGGUUGACCCAUGGCAUCAGCCUGAAUGAGUUUGAGGAUGAGGACUUGUCUGAGAUCACUGAGAUCACAGAUGAGUGUGGGAUGAGUCUCAACUGCAAUGGCCUGGAGAUUAAGGGCUGUGUGAGGCGGGGCCACAAUAGUGUGGUGGGGAAGGCAGAGCUGGGUGGUGUCGGCCAGCUCCAGGCCGAGAUGCUCCAUUUGGAUCUGAUUGACGGGGCCGAUGGUUACCGCGACGACAAGGAGUCAUCCAAGGAGCCAUCUUCCACAGCACCCUUGCCAAUAACCGAGGACCCGCCUCUAGUAACCAUGGAUAUAUACCGCCCUAAGAGACCUACAACCCUUAACCUUUUCCCCAUGGUGCCACACACUCAGGACACAUUAAACAACAACUCAUUUGGUAAGAAGUACAGCUGGCAGGAGAAGGUCUCGCGCUCAUCCUCCCCCCUCAAAACAGGUGGGCUGACCUCUCCCCAUGAGCACAGCUGUCUGAGAGACGAGGACAAGCUCCAGCAGGGAGGUGGGACAGAGACCAAGGACCGGGGCACAUCCACUGACGCUCCCUGCAAACACAAACGCACCUUUGGACACACCCACAGUUCCACAGCGGGGACACGCUCCAAACUGCAGGAGAAGCCCCCAGCAACCCCGCCUCCGCAAAACUACACACCCGCACCUCUGGGCCCCUUAGGGAAUGGCGAGGGGGGUACACACAGAGAGAAGAUUCGCUAUCACACAGACGUAUGCCUAGAACCCACCGAGGAGAUCUAUCUGACUCCUGUGCAUCGUUCCGAGCAGGACCGCCCAUUCCUGUCCCAGCAGCCAGAGCACGGACGCAUGUCAAUCAGCUCUGACACAGAGGGCCCGCCCCCUUACCAGCCUCUGCCCGAGCAGACCAACCUCUGCAUGUGUGAGGAGGUCGAGGUGUAUGUGCCCCCUCCCUCCUACGCCUCCUGUGUGGAUGCUCUCCUCACCCCUCCCUCUACUGUCCCCCCCACGGAACCCCCAGCCUUAACCCUGAACCUCAGCCUGAGGGAAGGAGGAGCAGGGGCGGUGGUGAGGGCAGGGGCAGGGGUGGAGUAUGUAGAUGCCGAGGAUGAGACAUUUGGGGGAGAGGGUGAGGCUGAGGAUAAGAGGGUAAGGGAUGUGGUAGGCAGGCGGUAUUUGGGACGUGGCGGCUGUGGUGCCCCCCUGAGGAAUUUAAUGAGCUCAGAAGCAAGUGGUCUGUCUUACGACUCUGUGAAGUACACACUCGUCGUGGACGAGCACGCGCAGCUCGAACUGGUGAGUCUGCGGCAGUGUUACCAAUGUUACAGCGACGACAGCGACUCUGCGACCGUCUACAACAACUGCAUCUCGUCUCCGUAUGAGUCGGCCAUAGUGGAGGAGUAUGAGGAGGAAGAGGAAGAGGAAGAAGAGAAAGAGGACGAGAAGGAGAGAGUGGGAAUGGUGAGGAGAGAAGCCACUGCCUGUCUGUCAGAGGACUACACCCCAGAGGCGAACCUGCACUUCUCUAAGAGGUUCCUCAACAUCUUCAUGAACGGACGGUCACGAUCCUCCAGUGCAAAGUCAUUUGGCUUGUUCUCCUGCUUCAUUAAUGGGGAGGAGAGGGAACAGAGUCACAGAGCCGUCUACAGGUUCGUCCCUCGCCAUGAUGACGAGCUGGAGUUGGAGGUGGAUGACCCUCUACUGGUGGAGGUACAAGCAGAGGAUUACUGGCACGAAGGCUACAACAUGCGUACAGGCACCCGCGGCAUCUUCCCUGCUUACUACGCCAUAGAGGUCGCCAAGAAGCCAGAGAGCUUCAAAGUGAAGAGCAGUGAAUGGAUAGACAGAUACCACAUGAAAUUCCUGGGCUCGGUCCAAGUGCCCAACCACAAAGGCAACAAUGUUCUGUGUGCAGCUAUGCAGAAGAUUGCCACCAAUAGGAGGAUGACAGUGCAGUAUAACCCACCUUCAUCUUGUAUCCUUGAGAUCAACAUGAAAGGCGUGAAGCUCCUAGUCCAGGAUGACUACUAUGCCUCUGACAGAAGUAACCAGUGCAGCCACUUCUUUCAGUUGAAGAAUGUUUCCUUCUGUGGCUAUCACCCUAAGAACAGCAAGUACUUUGGCUUCAUCACAAAACACCCAGCUGACCAGAGAUUUGCCUGUCAUGUGUUUGUGUCUGAAGAUUCUACUAAACCCCUGGCAGAGUCUGUUGGGAAAGCCUUCCAGUUGUACUAUAAGGAAUUUGUAGAUUACUCCUGUCCGACAGAGGAUAUUUACCUGGAAUAGCACCCGCCCCAACUUCCCCCACAACCCUGUACAUUACAGAUUAUCAUAACAUAAAGUUGCAUGACGGAGAAAACAUUUCUAACAAAUAUGAACUAAUAUAUCUGACAAAAAUAUGGAGAGAGAGAAAGAAGGAGAGGUAUUGGUGUCUACUGUUUAUCCAAAUAUGUCAAACAGUAUGAAGAUUGAACAAGUAAUUGAGCCAAACAUAGUGGAGACGUUGAAGAGAGGGUUGCAAAAUAUGCUAAAUGGAGUCACUGAUGAGGAAGUUAAUGUGCCUAUGGUGUCCUCAGGCUGUCCACUCAAAGCACAAUGCUCAAAUCAUAGUGACCUGGACUGGAAUAGUCUGAGACUAAUCUUCGUGGACUUGGAGCUUGAAUCCCAGGUAGAACACUGGGAUUUGUGGACUUGGAGCUUGAAUCCCAGGUAGAACACUGAGCUUUGUGGACUUGGAGCUUGAAUCCCAGGUAGAACACUGAGCUUUGUGGACUUGGAGCUUGAAUCCCAGGUAGAACACUGAGCUUUGUGGACUUGGAGCUUGAGUCCCAGGUAGAACACUGGGCUUUGUGGACUUGAAGCUUGACUCCCAGGUAGAACACUGGGCUUUGUGGUCACUAAGGUAAUAGCAAAUGGAGGUCAGGGAAAAUAAAUCAAUAAAUUAAUGAACCUGCCAUAAAGAUCCUAUUAAAUUACUAGUAUUUGAGUAUUCUAAUCCCUUUGGAAUCUCUCAUUUUGGUGUGAUACAUUGCGUGAGGGAAACUGAUUCUGCUUGAGCUAAUGGUGCAGUGUGUUUAGAGAGGGUGAUAGGCCUCACUGGAGAGUCCUGUGGGCGAAGGUAACUAAUGAUCUAGGAUCAGAUUACCCUACCCCAACCUUUACAAUUAAGGGGAUGACAAAUGAUCUGCCAAAUUAUCCGUGGCUAACUGUUACUUAUUUUCCAUGUGGUUGCUCCCACUAAAACAAAAAAAAGUAAGCAUUAGGGUCACACUGUUGACCAGGAAUGUGUCUUUAAUAUGCUGCAAAGCCUUUAAUAUGCUGCAAAGCCUUUGGUAUUAUCUCUGGUACAUUGUCAGAACCUUUAAAUAUAUUCACAUUAAGGAAUCAAGAGAAAAAAAAAGAAAAAAGGAGAUUCCUACCAAUAAAAGCGCUCACGUUGUU